AUGGCAAAGCACUUGGAGAUCAUCAAUCUGUCAUUUUUGUUGGAACAUGAAAGGGAAAUGAUAUUGGGAGUAUUGAAGAGAGAUGAAUAUCUGAAAAAAGUUGAAGAUAAAAGGAUAAGGAAAUUGAAAAAUGAGCUUCUGGAAGUGAGAAGGAAAGGUGGAAACCGACACUGUCAACAGGACAACAGCAGAGUCUGUAUUCGCUGUCAGAAAAGCCUGGGCUUAAUCUUUGACAGAGGAGACCUGUGCCAAACCUGCAAGCUUAGAGUUUGCACUAAGUGUCGUGUCGUGGGAGCUGAUGGGCAGUGGAAAUGCUCGGUGUGUGCUAAGAUUGCACAGCUAAGGAUUGUGACAGGAGAAUGGUUUUUUGAAGAGAGAGCCAAGCGCUUCAGACAGUCAAAUCUUGGAACCGAUGUUGUCAGACAGUCUAUCCUACGCAAAUCCCCAGAUACAGUUUCCAGUAAGGAUGAAGAAAGAACAUUCACAGAUCAACCCCAAGAGAAUGAAGAAAAAGGGCCAGAUAUAUCAACCUCUUCCGUAACUGGGCAUAAAUCAGUCUUUGGCGGACCUAGAAAGAUAGGGAAGCUAAUUAGGGCAGUUACCAAAGGAGAAAUUACGUAUACAAAAGAUGAAAGUGGAAGGAACAUAGGCCCAGAAGCUGAAAGCCAAAGUCUGUGCAGUGGCAAGUCAACACCUUGUUCUGAGAGAGGGAGCACUCUUUCGCUGAACAGCAGCGAUACAGAAGCUGCUGCAGGCCAUCUGAAAGGGGCUGUGGGCCCUGCAAACAGAAGCAGUGUUUCCAUACCUUCCCUUCCGAGGUCUCCAGCACUGAGCACACGCAGCAUGACUGCAGAUUAUAGCAGGAACACUGGCUUAGAAAAUGGCGUGGUUAUUCCAGCAAGUGAAAGUGUACCUGAAGAUUUAGUAAAGAAGCAGCAUAGGAGGAAAGCAUCUGGAACACCUUCCAUUGCAGUUUCUAGAGUAUCUUUGUCAUCAGACCGUAGCCGAUCUGAGAUAGAUUUGAGUGAAUCUUUUUCUGAAGGAAAAGAGGAUACCCUGAGCAUAAGAAGCAAAUCUGUACCUAGUGCCUUAGAUGAGGACCUGGAUUACCUGGAUGAAACAGAAGAAGAUAUUGAUGACAUAGUGGCCUCUCGUUAUUCAAGGAAACAUGGACAUCUGACAAGUGCAUUAUCAAGAAACUUCUCAGAAGCCUCUGACAGAAAAUGGACCUACUUAAAUGUGCCUGAAACAGAUGGUGAUACUACAAGCAUUAACAGCAUGCUGAGUGUAUAUAGUGAAACUGGUGACUAUGGCAACGUGAAGGUCAGUGGUGAAAUCCUGCUCCAAAUCAACUACAGCUACAAAACAGGUGCCCUCAACAUCUUGGUGAAAAGCUGCAGAAACCUGGCUGUUGCAGAUGAGAAAAAGCAAAGGACUGAUCCAUAUGUCAAAGCAUACCUUCUACCUGAUAAGUCCCGCCAAAGUAAACGCAAGACCAAAAUUAAAAGUAACAGCACCAAUCCAGAAUUUAAUGAGACGCUGAAGUAUGUCAUCAGUCAUACACAGCUAGAAACCAGGACCCUGCAGCUUUCUGUCUGGCACUAUGACAGAUUUGGACGCAACAGCUUUCUUGGAGAAGUGGAAAUUCCAUUCGAUUCCUGGAACUUUGAAAAUCAGGGCGAUGAGUGGUUUGUGCUCCAGCCCAAGGUGGAGGUUGCAACAGAUGUUGGGCUUCAGUAUAAAGGAGAACUGACAGUUGUUUUACGUUACAUUCCCCCAGACAGAAACCUAAUGCUUCCUCUAGGGCAGUUUCAAGGAAAGAAGAGCUUUAAAAAAGGAAAAAAGAGAGAGACUCAUCUGCCAUCUGGAGGUAUAUUAGAAGUCCUCAUCAAAGAAGCUAAGAAUUUAACAGCGGUGAAAUCAGGAGGCACAUCAGACACUUUUGUGAAAGGAUACCUGCUCCCAGAUGACAGCAAAGCUACAAAACACAAAACUCCCAUAAUAAAAAAGAAUGUGAACCCCCAGUGGAAUCAUACAUUUGCUUUCAGUGGCUUGAAUUCCCGGGAUAUACAUAAUGUCUGCCUAGAAUUAACUGUGUGGGACAAGGAGUCGCUCUCCAGUAAUAUUUUUCUGGGAGGUGUCCGUUUGAGCACUGGAAGUGGUGUAAGUAAUGGCAAGGAGGUUGACUGGAUGGACUCUCAAGGAGAAGAGCAGCACCUCUGGCAAAAGAUGAUUGACAGUCCUGGAGCUUCUGUGGAGGGGAUAUUAAUGUUGAGAUCCAGCAUGGGAAAACGUAGACUCUGA
Molecule: messenger RNA, 2304 nt
Organism: Cygnus atratus (black swan)
Lineage: Eukaryota; Metazoa; Chordata; Aves; Anseriformes; Anatidae
Gene: SYTL5
Product: synaptotagmin like 5
Exons: 17
Coding region: 1-2304 (767 amino acids)
Biological process (GO): intracellular protein transport; exocytosis
Cellular component (GO): plasma membrane; exocytic vesicle
Molecular function (GO): neurexin family protein binding; phospholipid binding; small GTPase binding
Source: RefSeq, a predicted model, not a curated record